Vitis riparia (riverbank grape) is the source of this 486-nucleotide messenger RNA. Its product is annotated as S-protein homolog 5-like. Bases 5 to 484 code for a protein of 159 amino acids. The record is from RefSeq and is a predicted model, not a curated record. The transcript has 2 exons. Lineage: Eukaryota; Viridiplantae; Streptophyta; Magnoliopsida; Vitales; Vitaceae.
GUUUAUGAGACUUCUACGAUUUCGUUCUUCAUCUUCACCACAUGGAUUUGAUUCAGGACCAUCUAAAUCUGAGGUUACUUUGUCCCAAGGGUCAUUACUUCCUAUAUUACAAAAAACACAUGUGCGGCUUACAAAUCUUCUAGGCGAGGGAUCAAACCUUACUAUACACUGUAAAUCCAAAGAUGAUGAUCUUGGAGUACAUGUACUCCCCUUUAAGGGCUCAUUCGAGUGGUCUUUCAAACCCAAUUUCUUUGUAAAGAAUACACUUUUCUUUUGUAACAUUCAAUGGCAAGGUAAGUCUAUGUACUUCAAUAGUUAUGAUGAAGAGAGGGAUCUUGAUGGUUGCGGUAAAUACUGCUAUUGGGAUGUAACCCUCAAGGGUCCAUGCUUGCUUAAACAUAAAGGUGGUUACGACUUCUGCAGUGACUGGCCAAACAAAAAAAGUGUAGGAAUCAAGGAAGGAGAUGACAAGAAUAUGCCAUGAAG